Molecule: messenger RNA, 873 nt
Organism: Lecanosticta acicola
Lineage: Eukaryota; Fungi; Ascomycota; Dothideomycetes; Mycosphaerellales; Mycosphaerellaceae
Source: the annotation of a GenBank genome assembly
AUGGAUCGUGAGCUGCCGGUCAGAGCAGCGUGGGCGCGGGCAUGGCUCACACGCACCUAUCGCCCUCUGGAGUGCGAGACGCUCGCCGUCUGCUACUCCGUCUCCCUGGUCAUGCUCUUCAUCGGCAUCCGCCAGCUGGUCAGCAUGCGCGGUGCCCGGCGCGCCAUCGAGCAAGACGCCAGCAACCGCGCCGUCAUCUUCGCCGCGAGCAACAAGCGCCUGGCUCGCGCAACGCGCACCCAGUUCUACAUCACCCUCGUCUACCUGUUCCACGCGCUCGCGAUCUGGAUGGUCGACGCGGCCAUCGGAAUCUAUGCGAUCAAGGACGAUGUCGUCGCCAACCCGCAGAGCUACGACCUCCGGAUCUGGCUCGAGCUCGCCAUCAACGCCGUCACCAUGGUCGCCCUCUUCUCCGCCGUCUUCAUCCUCUUCCCCAUGAUGCAGAUGCUCGGAGUCGGAUAUCUGAUCGCCAAAUUCCACCGCACGAACGACACGGACGGCACGCUGGCCGCUUACGUUCCAGCUGCUCGCAUCGUCACCACGCAGAUGUCCCACCUCUGGAUGAUGCUGGGCUUCUUUGUGAUUGCGUGGUGGCCCGUCAAUGAAUCCUCCUUCACACGCAUCCUCGUCCUGGAAGCGAGCCUGGGCUCUGCCAUGGCCUGGCUGCACGCGAGCUCCGCCUUCAACUUCCGCGCCGACCACUUAUCUGCCGUGGAGGUGCAACCGCUCUUGGGAGUCAAGGAUGGCGUCAGGCUUUACGGCAAACAGGUGUACGCCUUGCACUUGGGCAACCGCGGUGUCGAUGUGCUACCGCAAUACGAGUCGACUGCCCAGGGCGAGCACACUCUUGACGAGAAGACCGCUCUCCUCUGA